AAAGGGGGCGGGGCUUAAACCCGGAAGAGGCUCAGCUGGAUUUGGGGAGAGGAGGAGAGGACAGGAAGAGGCGGUGGCUGCUGCGACCCUGCGACCAACUCAGGUUACCCAAGCUACUUUUUGCACCUGGGUUUCUAGCAAAUUCCUUUCCAGCCUUCGCUUGUGCCAAGAGAGCAAAGAGCGCCCGUUUCCCAAGAGGAUGGCUCACUAGCCGAAGUGGCUGCCCUGCAUGCUGUAAGCUGCCGACUCCUGUCUCCUCCUUAUCUCAUAUGGAUACGGAUCCCUUCCAGGAAGCCAAAAGGCACACAAAGAGUGACAUGAGAGCCAGAAGUCAACCUCUCUUCCCUGAGUAGAAAGCCUGGAUGCCAUCCAGCUAGGAUCAAGAACUCUUCUUACAUUGUGCAAGGAACCUCUGUUACAUUCCCCGCUUGCUCCCAGUGUGUCGUUGUGCUCUUGUGUCAACUGUGUUCUUCCCUUUUCUCCCCUGGAUCCCUCUCUGUUACCUUCUCCUCCUGGUGCCAUGUCAGACGGCUCCGGGCCCUUCCUGGUAUGGGUCCAAGAAGUGGCUGCGCUCCUGAUGCUCCGGGUGCGUCGGACAGUCCUGCAGACGGCCAUCUUACUCUGCGUCCUCCUGCUUCUUCUCUGGAUCUCAGUCUUUCUCUAUGGGAGCUUCUACUACUCCUACAUGCCUACCGUCAGCUAUGUCAGCCCUGUGCAUUACCAGUUCAGGACGGACUGUGGCCUGCCUGGACCAGAGCUGUGCUCUUUUCCCAUUGCCAACAUUUCUUUCAUCAAGGACAGCCGAGACCAACAGGUCCUUAUGUAUGGCCAGCCGUAUCGCAUCUCACUAGAGUUGGAGUUGCCGGAGUCACCAGUCAACCAGAACCUAGGGAUGUUCAUGGUGGUCAUCUCCUGUUACACCAAAGGCGGCCGCAUCAUCUCCUUCGCAGCCAGAUCUGCAAUGCUUCAUUACCGGUCAAGCUUGCUUCAGAUCCUUGACACCUUGGCCUUUGCCAGCCUUUUCUUGGCUGGUUUUACAGAGCAGAAGCAGAUGCUGGAGGUUGAGCUGUUUUCUGACUACAAAGAGGAUUCGUAUAACCCAACAGUUGGUGCUGUAGUGGAAGUACAGACCACAAAGAUCCAGAUCUAUGGUUCCCAGCUGCGUAUCCAUGCCCAUUUCACUGGACUACGAUAUCUCCUCUACAACUUCCCAGUGACAUCUGCCAUUUUGGGCGUUGCCAGUAACUUUACUUUCCUGAGUGUCAUCGUCCUUUUCAGUUAUCUGCAAUGGAUCUGGGGCAGCAUGUGGCCCAAGGAGCCUCUUUCUGUGAAGUUAUCUGUCCGGGAAAAAUCAGAAGCCUUACAGUCAACUGAAGAUGUUUGCCGGCGGGUUGUGAUCCCUAAAGAAGGCUCUCAGGAAGAAGAGGCAAUUAUGUCACUACAGACAGAAGAUUUAGGGGCUACUGAUGGAGAAGAGCUGUCAAAAUCAGAAGCCCCAAAGAUUGACCUUCCGAAGCCUAGUUCUGGGACAGAGUCCAGCCUCGACAAGGGAGAGAAUGAAGAUACCGAGUUUGAAUUUGAGGACGGGUCUUCCCUGCUCAGCGAAGCCAACUUCCCCACCCCUUCCCUCAAAGGGGAUCGCUCCAGCCUUCUGCCUCCAGGGGCCCAAUCCCUUACGUCAGACUUGGAGAUCCGUCAGAGAAAUAUCUGCUCAAGUUCCUGAGUGGGUCGGGUUGCUCUUGCUCUGCACCUUCUUGGCACUCCUUAUAGUAUAUGCACACCAGAAGCCUUGCUCUGCCAGGGAAAGCAUUUGCUCCUGGCUUAUAUUCCCUUUCAGAAUAUAAAACGACCCCUUCGUUUUCCCACCCCUUUGCCCACAAACCUGGUCACUGAAAAAUAAAAAAAGUUUACUUGCAA
Molecule: messenger RNA, 1917 nt
Organism: Anolis sagrei ordinatus
Lineage: Eukaryota; Metazoa; Chordata; Lepidosauria; Squamata; Anolidae
Gene: BSCL2
Product: BSCL2 lipid droplet biogenesis associated, seipin
Biological process (GO): lipid droplet organization; lipid storage
Cellular component (GO): endoplasmic reticulum membrane
Source: RefSeq, a predicted model, not a curated record